AUGUCCGACAAUUCCAACGUUAAUGGUGAGAGCAGAGGUUCCCAGGCUGCUGGGGGUGAAGCCGCCCAGCUGAAAGCGGGACAGGCACCUCCUAUCCAACAGCAGGUUGCACAACAACAAGUUCAACAGCACCAUCACCAGCAGCAGAUACACUCUCAGGGUAUGAACAACGGAAGAUCCGGUGGUGCAAUGGUUGGCGCCGUUUCAAUGGGCACGCCUAAUUUCGUUCCAAUGAUGGGAACUCAUUACCCGCCAACUAAUGGAUUACAGCACUUUCCAUAUCAGCAGCAGGCGAUGCAAAUGCAAAUACCGCUUCAGCACGAAAUGAGUGGUGUACCAGUUAAUUUUCAACCUCCACCAUCGAGGCCCAUGUCAAACUUACAUACACCUUCGAAAAUGACUGGAGAUUCUACCCAAGGAAAACAUUCUUCAAGCUCAACGUCUGAAUCUGCAAGAAAGAGAAUGAGAAAAUCCGAUCAUGCUUUCCCAGGUGAAGAUGGUGAUUUGGAGUUGAAAAACUUGGCUGAAAAAGCACUAGAGUUUCCCUUGGAUCAAGUUGCUGAACAAGUUAAGGCGGUAGAGGCCCAGGCUGAUUCCACUGUAUCCACCCCGCUACCUAAUGGUAAGACUCUGCAUGUAAAAUCAGAAGUUACCAGAGAAAGACAAAGACAGGUGUUUGGAAUGACGUGGCUCAUGAGAGCUUGUAAUGCCUCAAAGGAUGCAGUAGUUCCAAGGAAUAGAAUCUAUGCGCGCUACGUUGGUAUAUGUGCAGAGAACAGCCUCAAACCACUCUCCCCAGCUUCUUUUGGCAAAUUGGUGCGAAUUGUGUUUCCUAAAUUGACUACACGUCGUUUGGGUAUGAGAGGUCAAUCAAAGUAUCAUUAUUGUGGCUUGAGUUUGAUAGGUGAUGAAGGUAACUCGGCGCUCACAUCCACAGCUAAUACCCCAUUACAUAACCACAGUGGGUUGGACUCAAGUACCUUCUUACCAGGAACCCCAUAUGGCUCAAACUCUCCUGCAUCUUUACAUUCCCAAGUGUCAACACCACUGUUGUCGAAUAUUACAAACUCAACAUCUGCAACUUCAAUAACAAAUUUCUUGAAUGAACACAUUUCUCCAAGUCUGAAAUUCACUCCAGAUCUAUUGGCAUUGAUGAACGAAAAGACCACAACUUCACUCGAUGGCCCAAUCGAAUUACCUGAUAUCAAACCUUAUUUGCCUCCUGAGACUGAUUUGGAUGUUGCUGACACCCUUUAUGGUCUCUACAAAUCACACUGCACGUCUGUUUUCGAGUCUAUGAGGUAUGUCCAACUGAAGAGAUUGUACUCUCUAUUGUCAAAAUUUGACGGGUCAUUAACUGCACCUGUGUUGAAACUUUACUAUGUUCCUUCGAUGAUGGAUUGGAUCUUGGCAUGUGAUACCAUAAUGUACAAAGCUGUGGUUAAAAUGUUGGCUAAACUGGCUCUACAAGAGAUCCCCGGCCCUGUGCUUCAACAGUUGAAACAGAUCUCACAAAACUAUACAGAAAAAUUGCAUCUUUCGAUGAAAAAGAUGCCACCACAAUUGGUCAAGGCAAGACUUGUACUUUCAAAACAAUUUGCUCAACUUAUGUCUCGUUUGGUGAGAGUGUCAGAGACAGGUCAAUCAGCUAACAAUGUGCUCUCUCACAGUAUUGACAGAAAAUUAAUGUUGGACGACUGGGUCAAAAGUGUCAACGUUGAAGCCAUCGUAUUCAAAGAAUUGCCGUGUAAUGGUGAAAAUCUCAAAAAAGCUGUCGAAACUCUUCAAGUUAAAGUUCCAGAGUUGUUGAAGAAGGACAAAAACGAUCAAGACUCGUUUAUCUUCGAUUGGGGUUUGUUCGUUGCAGGGUUACCUGAAAAUUUUGAAGAUGUUCCACCACGUUUGUUCAUGUUGUGUGCAUCAGCAUUGUUAACCAGUGCGCUACGUGAAAUCUCUCUUGCUGGUGGACCCGGGUUUGGUGGAUGGUGGGUAGUGAGAUGUUGGAUAGAUGAGUGGAUCGGAUGGUGCGCCGAACUUGGUGGAUUCUUAUCUACCCCUGUUGAUGCUCCUCCACUGUUGACUGGAUCCUCUGACCUCCCUGUUUCACACACAUCACUUGUUGCUGAUGGUGAUGCUGUGGGAGCUCAGGAACCACAAGCUGUUGAUUUGCUCGAUGGUCAAUUUGGCGAUUUGUUGACUGAUUCCAACAAGCACGGUGAAGAUGGUGAUUCAAGUAAAUCUUGA
Molecule: messenger RNA, 2244 nt
Organism: Williopsis jadinii
Lineage: Eukaryota; Fungi; Ascomycota; Saccharomycetes; Phaffomycetales; Wickerhamomycetaceae
Gene: RFX1
Product: Rfx1p
Exons: 2
Coding region: 1-2244 (747 amino acids)
Biological process (GO): regulation of transcription by RNA polymerase II
Molecular function (GO): DNA-binding transcription factor activity, RNA polymerase II-specific; RNA polymerase II cis-regulatory region sequence-specific DNA binding
Source: RefSeq, a predicted model, not a curated record